Contarinia nasturtii (swede midge) is the source of this 1631-nucleotide messenger RNA. RefSeq lists its product as uncharacterized. NCBI's taxonomy places the organism in Eukaryota, Metazoa, Arthropoda, Insecta, Diptera, Cecidomyiidae. The record is from RefSeq and is a predicted model, not a curated record. The transcript is spliced from 2 exons. The coding region runs from base 56 to 1438 and encodes 460 amino acids.
CUUUUUACAAUUUUUUUGUCGUUGGACUGAUAUAUAAAUUGCUUUUCUUUCAAAAAUGAAAAUUUUCUACGGGUUGGCUGUGGCCUUAUUUCUUUUUGAAGGAAUUAUAAUCCAAUGUGAAGGUGCGAAUGAGUUUAGAGAUGCGCCGGUCAUUGAUGAACAAUAUUUACCUGAUCAUUUAAUUGGAGAGAUUCUCUCCAAGGCUGGAUUAAAUGUAACGAAGGAAAUGGCACAAGCACAAAUGAAAGUCGCCGGAGAUGCAAUCAGAAGAGUAUUUGAAACGCGCAUAAUAGCGAUUCAGGAAUAUCCGGAUAUGGCUGAAACCAUUGAGGUUUAUGACGGUGAACAAAUUCUCCUAAUCAGGAACCAUACUAAACUUAUGUCACUUUUUGAACAAUUUGGCAGCCAUGCAAGAAGAAUUCACAUAAGUUAUGAAUCCAUGGAUAAGGAACGGCGGCGUGAAAUUAAUGAAAAAAUUAUGAAAAGAUGUGCAAACCAAUUAACAGAACUUCAAAUUCUGACUAGAGAUGAUACAGGCAUUUGGGAAGAGAUGUCAAAUGGCAAACGCGAUAUUCGUUUUCCAAAAGUGGAACAUUUUAUUUUCCUGGGUUCAAGCAAAAGAAACAAAUUUGAUUUGAAUGCAAUCUUUCCCAGGCUCAAAUUUUUCUCGUUUCCCUUUGGCUCUGUAACUGACACAAAUUGCUUGGCAAAUGUGAGGAAUCUGAAAGAAUUAAAGCUGUACAUUGAGUCAAUACAGGAGCAUCAGCUUGGAAAUAUCUUCGCAAAUAAUAAACAUAUAUCUAAGCUCACACUUAAAACACACAUAAGGAAGACCAUUAAAAGAGAAACUCUUCGUUCGAUUGAAAGCUUGAAAAAUUUAAAAACACUCGAAAUUAAUAAAGUGAGCCCUGACUUUUUUAAUCGAGCAUCUAAUCGUGUAUACAAUCUUACUUCAGUGACCACAUUUGUGACUAUGUGCCGUGAACCAAUCAAACUAAAUAGAGAUUUUUCAUUUGACAUGCCAAACCUAAAACAUCUCAGAUUGUGUGGGACGAACUCUGAUAAUCGUACAUCUGAUCUUAUCAAUCAUUUCAAGAGCUUAGAAACUGUACUACUGUUUGGCGAUUGCGAAUUUAAUGUCAUUGAGUGUAUUGAAUCUCUGAAAUACGUUAAAGAAUUUACUACUUCAACUUACUUCAACAUAGGCCAAAUUUCAUUAUUUCGAAAAUUGUUCGAAAAUUUUGAUACAACAAAGUCGAAUUUGAACAAACUAGUAAUUGAUAUUGAUGAAACAGAAUCAGAAUACUUCCUGUGGGAAGAUGCAAUGCGUGAAAUCAACAAUAAAUUAAAAGAAUCAAAUAAACCAACAUGGACACUUUCUCAUGGAAUUUGGGAAGAAUUUAGAAAAAAUCACUUGGAGUUUAAACGUAAUACGUGAAUUUAGUGGGAUUUCGUCAAAUAAAGUUUUUUUUUAAAAUGCAAGCAUAGCGAGAAAUCACUGCAAAUUUAAAUAACACAAGAAUGUUUCGAUAUUUAUAAAUUAAAAUGUACUAGCGUUAAAUGUUCUAACUGUAUGAUUAUGAUACACAAUCAAUUUACAGAAAUAAAAUGUUUCACUGAACAUACGAUAA